Molecule: messenger RNA, 2416 nt
Organism: Neogale vison (American mink)
Lineage: Eukaryota; Metazoa; Chordata; Mammalia; Carnivora; Mustelidae
Gene: AKR1E2
Product: aldo-keto reductase family 1 member E2
Exons: 10
Coding region: 291-1220 (309 amino acids)
Cellular component (GO): cytosol
Molecular function (GO): aldose reductase (NADPH) activity
Source: RefSeq, a predicted model, not a curated record
UUUCUCUUCCCUUCUAAUUUCUUGGCGGUUCGUUUCCUGACUUGAGAUGGAUGCUUCGUUGGCUUUUGGCCCCUCCAAGUGUGCUGCUCGUUAAGCAAGGACCGUCGCAACAAAGCACAGGGGCUUCUGGGAAGGUCAAGUGAGCAGGUGCUUUGUGAGCCACGAAGCCCUUUGGGAAGGCUCAGUGCGCUGUGUUGUGAGCCCUCCCGGGCUUCGUCCCUGUUCCUGCCCCUUCGCUUGCUUGAGCAGCCCCGUUCACAGUGAGCGUUUUCUGAGCUUCCACAUUCUUGAUGGAAUCCGCACCGUUCCUGUGGGUUUGGGGAGAUGGUUCUCCGGUGGCGCAGUCUCUCCAUGCGGCUCCAGGGGAGGUGACAGAGGCAGUGAAACUGGCCAUCGACGCCGGAUAUCGGCACUUCGACUGCGCCUACUUAUACCACAACGAGAGUGAGAUUGGAACCGGGAUCCAGUGCAAGAUCAAGGAGGGCGUGGUGAAGCGGGAGGACCUGUUUAUCGUGAGUAAGCUCUGGUGCACCAGCCAUGAGACGUCCCUGGUGAAAGCAGCGUGCACCGAGAGUCUGAGGGCCUUGAAGCUGGACUACCUGGACCUCUACCUCAUACACUGGCCCAUGGGUUUCAAGCCCGGGGUGGAAGACAUGCCUUUGGACCCCAGCGGCAUGGUGAUACCCAGUGACACCGACUUCCUGGACACGUGGGAGGCUAUGGAGGACCUGGUGGUCAUGGGGCUGGUCAAAGCCAUCGGGGUGUCCAACUUCAACCACGAGCAGCUGGAGAGACUUUUGAACAAACCCAGCUUGAGAUUCAGGCCAGUGACUAACCAGAUUGAGUGCCACCCGUAUCUGACCCAGAAGGACCUGAUCCGUUUCUGCCAGUCCAGAGACGUGUCCGUGACUGCGUACCGGCCCCUCGGCGGUUCCAGUGAGGGGGUGAACCUGAUGAAUGACCCCGUGAUUCAGAGGGUGGCCCAGAAGUACAACAAGUCUCCGGCCCAGAUUUUGCUCCGAUUUCAGAUCCAGAGGAAUGUGAUCGUGAUCCCCAAAUCAGUCAACCCAAAGCGGAUUCUUGAGAAUAUCCAGGUGUUUGACUUUGAACUAUCAGAACAGGAUAUGAACGACAUCCUCGGCCUGGACAGGAACUUCCGAAUGUGCCGGCUACCCAUGGCUGUGAACCACAAGGACUAUCCUUUCAACAUAGACUACUGAGCCUGGCUUCCCCCUUCCCCCUCCUGCUGCCUGGACAGACACCCCCAGCUCCCAGCCGGCCCGCCUCGGCACCGGGCGGCCAGGGAGGGGAGGGAUGGGGUUUGAUUUGGUGGAUUCCCGCCUGGAACAGAAGCUGAGCUCCCUGAGAAAUUCACACAGUUCAGCUGGUCUCUGUGACAGAGACAACCACCACGGGAGCGAUGAUUACUCUCUGUGGAGAACCUCCGUCCUCAGAAUCCUUUGAGCACAGUGUGAUGGGGUUUUUACGAGACAAGCCAAGUGGCCUGUACUCUCGAAGAAAAGAUUGUGUGGUGGAAAUACUCAAAUGCAAGAGUUGAGAUCAUCGCGUGGUGAGCCCCCUCACCAACCCUGGGCCGGCCCCGCGUCAUCUGUGCGCCUCUGUCCCUGCCAAUUCCCCAAAAUCCUUACCUUCACACAACCAGGGAACACCUGAGAUGCCUCAGUUCAACAGAGAGGCUUUUUUUCUUAAACUCGUGGAAACCCCAGGUCAGAGAGGACAUGUGGACCAUUCCCAUCAGGCAGGCAGGGUCCACCCGGUCCCAGGGCUCCGUCAGGAAGGGCAUGAGGGCUCAUGUCCACACAGGCUCAUUCAGGGCAGUGUGUGACUUGUCUCACUGGGUGGCGCUUGGGCACCAAGCCUGGGGCCAUUUUUUAUUUUGAGCUGCUGUAAAUGAUGUUAGAUUAAAAAGGGUCAUUUUCUUGAAUGAAUUCCCAGAUGUUUUCCCUCUUUCUGUUAAGUGUAAGGCUAAUAGGGCUUUUUAUUAGUAUUUACAGAAUUUUUCUAUUUAACAAAGUAAUUCUAUCAGAUUCAGACUGCAAAGAAAAUGGAGAAGAAAGAGCUCAGUUACAGAGAGCGGCAAUAACAUCUAAGAAUCAUCUUUCUGGUGGGUCCUUCAACUCUCUGCCCAUGCCCACGACAUACGUAGAUAAAUUACACAGAAUAUAUAACAGGGGUGCCUGGGUGGUUCCGUCUGCGGAGCAUGGGACUCCUGGUCUCAACCCGGGUGAUGAUCUCAGGGUGGGGAGAUUGAGCCCCAGGUGGGGCUGCGGGCUCAGCAAGGAGUUGCUUCUCCUGUUCCCUCUGCCUCUCCCCCACUGCGAAUGCACUCCCCCCUCAAAUCUUAAAAAAUUUGUAAUACAUGUAAUACACAUCUAAUAAAUGGGCAUAAACUUCA